AUGGAGGUGGAUGGCUUUCUGAACGGGCAUCUUCAUGCAGCGAAAUCGGUUACCACCGCGUCAUCCACGACGGUGGUGUCUUACGACCCUGGAUAUGUAGUCCUCUCAUUCUUCACCUCGCUGGUGGGGUGUCUUACCACCAUCGAACUCUUACAACGCCGGACAUCGACAAGGGGUCUUUACAACUGGUUUCUUUUGAUCGCCUCGGCGAUAACAAUGGGCGGGAUUGGCAUUUGGGCAAUGCAUUUUGUCGGUAACAGAGCUAUCGUUCUUGAUCAUGGCGACUCUCAGCGCCAGAUAUUAUACAACCAAGGUUUCACCGCGGCCUCGUUCUUCCUACCUAUCGCCGUCUUGAUUUUCGCAUUUUACCUCCUCGGAACGCCCGCCAAAGCUCGCCAACUUCAUGUCGCUGUUGCAGGAAUUCUGACCGGUGCUGCGGUGUGCGGGAUGCAUUACAUGGGUCAGCUGGGGGUCGAAAACUACAAUUGUUCCUAUUCUCCCGGAAACGUGGUUGGCGCUGCGAUAAUAUCAGUAGCUGCAAGCCUCAUAUCUCUCAGCCUAUUCUUCCGGAUGCGGGACAAAUGGUCUGAUCUCUGGUGGAAAAGAACGCUUUGCGCAUGUGUCCUGGCCAUGGCAGUAUCCGGUAUGCACUGGACCGCAGCAGCUGGAACCAUGUAUCACUGGAAAGGUGACUUGGCUGUACAUGGCGAUUCUCGAACCCGAACCUCGGUGGUGGCCUCUUGCCUGUCCAUGGGCGCCUGCAUCGUACUCCUCGUUGUUAUCGGCAUACGAGGGCGCAGGCGUCACAAUGCCAGAAUUAGAUCUCAACGGCUUGUGCUUGCUUGUGCAUAUUUCGACGACGAGGGAAACCUCAUGAUCACCCAGGAUGGGCUCCUGCCUAAUACCAAGAUAACCAAUCAUUAUGUUGAAAAGACAUUUGGCGAGGACGAAUUGAGCAGGACUCAUGAAACCUUCCUUUGGAUUUUUCAAGCUUCUCACCAGUGGAAGCUUUUCAAGGAUCUCAUACCCGGCAUGAAAAAUGAUGUCGAGACAGAUCCGACCAUGCACAAGUACCGCCCUGGAUCUACUGCUACAACGCUCCCCGUUGACACCAGUGAAAUAUCACUCAAUUUUGCCCGUGUCUUCAAGGAGUUAUUCUGUGUAGCUGCUCAGCAACUCGCAAACACGAUCCAUGAGCCUCUUGAGAAAGUCGGUGUUUUGUUCGAGGAGCCCAUGGACACCGGUGCAGUCUAUUGCCCUCCGCAAUCACCCAAAGGCCUCCGAAAAAUGUCGCUCCUUUCCACCUAUACCAUGAGCAAUGACGUUGAAAGAGGCAUCGUCUCUAAAACGUUCACGAGAGGUAAAUAUCUCUUUCUUGUGCGCGAAGUCAAUCGUACUGAAGCGGCCAAAUUUGCCUCCUUGGGUUAUCGCUUCGCAUCUGUUCAGCAAAUUGCAGACUCUCUUGCCAAUAGCAUGCAAGUCAAUCGUUCCGACCUUGUGGAAAGAAUGCUGCGAGUCAGAAAGAGUUCAGCCCGAUCAUUUCUGCCCCCCCCGGGAACAUAUUUGGCAUGUUUCAUGCUGAAGCCCAGCAUGUACAAAAGCUUCGACCUCCUCGUGCCGACUGAUAAACAGAAUCAGCUUCCACUUGUCACAUUACAGAUACCUGAUCUUUCUCCCGAACAGAAGAAUCAGCUGCAGUCCUUCGAUGAGAUGGCAAUCAGUGAAAUCCUUAAAGCCUUAUUGAACGGAGGAACUGCGCGAGCCAUCGACCAGGCAUUUCGAUGGCAACUGUACAACGCGUUCGUGAAGCUAGUGGACUUCAUUGGCGACUAUGACACCAUGAUGCAGGCCAAAUUUUCCGCAAAAGAAUUCUGCGUUUGCGGUCAACAUGGUGGUAGGUCUUCGUCGACGAAGAACUGCACAACUUGUGUCUUCUACACUGUCCGCAUUUUGAGGGACAUUCACGCAUCGCCUACGAGGAAAGAAUUGACCUUUGUACCUCUAUCUUUUUUCAGUGUCCAACAACAAGUUCAUACGGACAAUAUGGACAACGAAGUCUUCGCUCAAACUGUCGAGCAACAAUUCGGUCACCUACAAAAGGACGCGCAGAAACGAGGAAGAUCUAGUACUUCUGGGGGAAGGACAUCAAGUGUCGCGGAACUGAAUGGCUCAAGAUCCGAGUCGCCAAAGUCCCCGAGGUCACCAACAUUCAUAUCUCCAUUCGGGAGAUCAGCAGUCAGCCGCCGAAGUGAUGAGGCAACUAUCGUGGAUUAUGAUAGGAACUGGAAAGAUUCAUCAGCAAUAGAAAUGAGGCGUGUGAGAUCAUGCGAAGGAGACAGCCCUACGCGCAGCAGCCAGUCGCCGAUUGGCGAAACGAAAAAUUGGGUGAGCGAGCUUUUUGGCCUUUUCCAGUUGAAGCCGGAAGGUUGGUCCGCAUCCAAACCAGGUGGAUGGGGAUUGAAUAUCAGCGUGCAGAAUUCGGUGGAGAUUGAGACUCAGGAUCGUCGCAAGGACAGUAGUAAUACUGUCAGCACAUCAUUCUAG
Messenger RNA from Exophiala spinifera, 2544 nucleotides. RefSeq lists its product as uncharacterized. Bases 1 to 2544 code for a protein of 847 amino acids. The record is from RefSeq and is a predicted model, not a curated record. The transcript has 4 exons. NCBI's taxonomy places the organism in Eukaryota, Fungi, Ascomycota, Eurotiomycetes, Chaetothyriales, Herpotrichiellaceae.